AUGAACCCGGCCCUAAACCCCCUCCUCCAACAUGCCAUGAUGGCUCAAACCGGCCUCCCCCUAGGCCGAAGAGCCAACGGCUUCGGCGCCCUCCCCCUCGGCCCAGGCGUCCCCAUCCCCGCGCACCAACUAAACUUCCUCUCCGGCCAAGCAGGCAUGCUCCCCACCCCCUUCUCCGCCGGCCGCUACCCCUUCCCGCAAACGCCCAUGCCUAUGCAACCGAUAAAUCCCAUGAUGAUGGGGAUGAUGGGCGGUGGCGGCGGACGGGGCGGGAUGAUGGGAGGUGCUGGAGGCGGAGGAGGCAUGAUGGGCGGCGGUGCCGGAAUGAACAUGAACCCCUUAAUGCUAGCCUACCUCCAACAACUCUACCUCGAAAUGCUGCUCUCGCAAAGCGAAGACCCGGAUGACACGGGGGUUUGGGACGGCGACGAUGAGGAAGGCGCGGAUGUUCUCGCGAAGAUGAGGAGACGAAGAGGAAGACGUGGUGGUGCUUACCCGCCCUUCUCCUCCCUCAAAGCCUCCCUCUCCCUCUUCGCAGGUCUGGGCGCGCACGUAGGCGACCACGCAUUCAACAUCGGCGGCGGCGUAGGCUGCGGCUUGUUCUCUCAUCUCGGUGGGAUGGGCAUGGGGAUGGGGAUGAGUCCGUUUGGGAUGGCGCCGUUGGGGAUUAUGUGA
Molecule: messenger RNA, 675 nt
Organism: Zasmidium cellare ATCC 36951
Lineage: Eukaryota; Fungi; Ascomycota; Dothideomycetes; Mycosphaerellales; Mycosphaerellaceae
Exons: 4
Coding region: 1-675 (224 amino acids)
Source: RefSeq, a predicted model, not a curated record